Messenger RNA from Mizuhopecten yessoensis (Yesso scallop), 6925 nucleotides. Its product is annotated as serine/arginine repetitive matrix protein 2-like. The record is from RefSeq and is a predicted model, not a curated record. Gene Ontology annotation, molecular function: cysteine-type deubiquitinase activity. The coding region runs from base 238 to 5646 and encodes 1802 amino acids. The transcript is spliced from 18 exons. Gene Ontology annotation, biological process: protein deubiquitination. Lineage: Eukaryota; Metazoa; Mollusca; Bivalvia; Pectinida; Pectinidae.
UCACAGGUGUUAUCACUACGCCUGUUAUUGACAUGCAGAAAUUAUGGCGACUUGGAAGUACCGCUAAACUCGUGUAGUGUAUACUCUACGGAUUUUAUCUGUUUUAUGCACGGAUUUUGUGUGAAACAUUUGUGAAAGUGUUAACAUUCUGUUUUCUUGGGAUAUAGGAAGUUUUGUGGACAGCAGUGAGCAGAGACUAUGUAACCCUAUACAAGACAUAUAAAUAAACAUCAAACAAUGGAUGACUCCGGGCCAUCCUUCCCCCAUGGUGGACAUGCCCCUCCCCAGCAUUGGUUUGACACAUGGGAUAACCGUGGCAAUCAAAACACAUCAUCAACAGCCUUAUCUGCCAAAGGUCUCCGCAACGCACCCGGAGAGAACAACUGCUUCCUUAAUAGUGCUGUCCAGGUUUUUUGGCACUUGGACGUGUUUCGGAGAAGUUACAGACGCCUCACAGGACAUCUGUGUAUGGGCAACUCCUGUAUAUUUUGUGCUCUCAAGGUGAUAUUUACCCAGUUCCAGUACAGUGACCAGGCCUCUCUACCCCCUGAUGCACUACGUAAGGCUCUGGCCGAGUCCUUCAUCAACCAGCAGCGCUUCCAGCUAGGACACAUGGACGAUGCUGCUGAAUGCUUUGAGAAUAUCUUACGGCGCAUUCACUUCCACAUCGCAAACGCCUACAGCGAGGAUGCAUGUCAGGCCCCCCACUGCUUGCCCCACCAGAAAUUUGCCAUGACCGUUUUCGAUCAGAUUGUGUGUAUUUGCGGUGCAAGCUCGGACCCUUUAACCUUCCAUGAAUUGGUGCACUAUAUAUCCACAAGUGCAUUAGUGUCCCAGUGCAGAUCAAUGCAUGAAACAGGUGAUAUCCUGCAUCCCGACAGAUUUGGCCUGUUGCUAAGGAACGCAGGUGCUGUUGGUGAUAUUCGUGACUGCCCGAAUUCCUGUGGCAAGCGAGUUCAGAUCAGAAGAACUUUGCUGAAUUGUCCUGAUGUUGUGAGCAUCGGUCUAGUUUGGGAGACAGACAGGCCUAACACAGACAUGAUCAGUGACGUGGUCCAGAGUAUUGGCACUACCAUACUCCUUCAAGAUGUGUUUCACUCAGUUAUGGUCAAAGGAAUGAAGGAUGUUUCCAAGUUGCCUAAACUACAGUUGUCUGCCCUUGUCUGUUACUAUGGAAAGCAUUAUUCCACCUUUGUCUUCCACACUAAGCUGAAUGCUUGGAUCUAUUUUGAUGAUGCUACAGUACGACAGGUGGGACCCAGUUGGGACGAUGUUGUUGAGAAAUGUUGUAAGGGCCAUUACCAGCCAUUGCUGUUGUUGUAUACCAACCCUAAUGCGAGCCCCAUAGCCACAGAAACAGCCCCGAAAAAGAGGGUCAUGGCCCCUGGAUUUUCCACCCCUGUAAAAGUUCCUGCUGAGAAAAAAACAGAGUGUCGGCAUGAUGGAGUGAGACGGUCUAUAACGCCCAAUCCUGACGGACCCAGGGCUGCGGUCGCAAAUAGCAGACGCUCAACAACGCCCAACCCUCCAAAUGCUGCAGAGCCUAUCUCCUCCGACACAGAACCUGGUGUUACCAAAAAACAGGUAGAGCACCAUCGCCAACACAGCUUCCUCAUCGCAGUCACAGGAAAGACUGGGCGAGCAGCGGAGCAGAAUAAAUCAGAGUAUGCCGUUCCUAUGAACAACACUGCUGUAAAGCAUCGUCUUCCCGGAGGUCAAGGUCAAACAUCAGCUUCUGAGCAGAGAAGUUCAGGGAGAAAGCAUCGACCCAGUGACCUACAGUUGCCAAGACCAGAGGAUUCAGUAGAUGACUACAACUAUACCCUAUCCACACGGGACCAAUACCGUCGUCCAUCCAUCAGCAGUCCCGAUCACACUGGCAAGCCACUGACCCCUAACUUCUCCCGUGGGGAGGUACCACCCAGGAAGGAUAGCUUCAAGAAAGGCAAGGAUAAGGUUCCUGUUGAUGUGAUUAGGUACCAGGUUCCCCGCACCUCCUCCACUUCCUCAGACUCUGACUCAGUUGGACACAGUGAUCACAGCCCAGCAAACUCCAAACCUGGCUCCAACCAGUCAGCAGCUCCAGUCCUCCCUCCUAAACAUAGACGAACACGGUCCAUUUGUCAUGAAGAUGCUCCUCAAAAUCUCUCUGCCGACCAUAUAGAUAUGCGCCAACAUGUUGUCAUGAAACCCAAACCUAGCGCAGGACACAACUAUGAAAACAUAGAAAACAUUGCCCACACUCCUGUACAGUCAGGCCUUGCUACACUUCCUAGAAACAAGAAAGGCAAGUCAGCCCAACAGAUGCCACAGGGGGACAAAGCUUCACGUCCCUCACUACACAACCGACAGGGUACUCAGGCCCAACCUGGACAGAUGGAUAGAGUCUUCCACUCCAGGCAGAACUCUGUUAGUGGGCAAUCUGCCCAUAGUCGAGAAAGUUCAACUCAUACUUUGACAGAUGACCGGCACUCUAGACAGAGCUCGAUGGUUAGUCAAAUUUCGGAAGCAAUGAGCUCGGCAUCACAGCAGCAGGGAAAUACCCACGCUGAUAAACCAAGUAGUCAGUCACCUCCAGACAGUCACUCUAGGAAGGAGCAGACAAAACCAAGUGUUCCUAUCAACAAGCCGCCUAAACCUGCCAAACCAGAAAAGAAGCCAACUGUAUCUCAGAAGAAGACCCCCAAUCCUCCACCUCCUCCUACACGAAAGUCUGAGCUCCGGGACAACAGGGAGGACAAAAUAAACUAUAUCAACAGGAACAUGGUGGAGAGUGUGCUACAUUAUCAAAGCCAGAAACUGACGAGGCAGGGCUCCAAUAUCAGCAGUGUCAGUCAAAGUAGCAAUACCAGUUUCGACUCAGACAAUUCAAGUGUGAGGAGUCACAAAGACAGCACCACUGAGAUCCUGUUUGACACGCUGUCCCUAGAUUCGGCCCAACGAGACUCUGGGUAUGGCAGCAGUGACAGGAACAGCUCCAGUUCCACAGGGAGUACAACCCUUGACCCCUACGCACAGUACUUCAUGAGUAAGAGCAUGAUUCCACCUAAAAAUAUCAACCCACAUGGCGUGGCUGAGAAUUUGAAGAAGUUCAUCAACCAUGGGUAUGAGGGAGACAGGAAUUAUGGCCCUACUACCUACACUGUUGGGUCUGUACAGCAUGGAAGUCAGGCCACUGUCCAGCAGACUGGUCAACAGUACCCUCCUCCUGAUGAUAAGUACAACCCAGAUCUUAACUAUGGCCACUCCAAAACAGGUGUAGAGACAGGAAAAUCUCUGUACCCAGUCGUGGACAACAGUCACAUGUCAGUCCAACCUACUGACCAGAAUGUGGAGAGAAAACCGCUGUAUGAUCCGGCCAUCGUCAAGUCCCACACCCAGGGAAAAGGUAACCAAGUGUACCCUGUGACCCAGAAAAUGAUGCCUCAGGAGGUAAAGUCUGCACCAGGAAACAAGUCUGGCCCAGAGGGGUUUGGCAGAGUCCCUAACCAGAAGUCGGAAAAGCCUUCCAUGUAUCAUGAAGGAGCAGACGAGUAUAUGAAAUUCUGCCAAAAAGCUGAAGAGUUAAUGGACCAGUGUGUUUUGGUGGAGACAUCAGAGAAUGGCUCCAUGGCUCUCAACUACUGUAACGCCGCCAUAGACUGUCUGAAGCAGGCGAUGCGCAUCAACUCCUUAUCCCAGCAGUCCUUUGUGUCCGCACAGAAGAUGCACAACUCGUGUGUCCUCAAGUCACGCAGUCUCCAGAAGAAAUUCUUGGUUCGACAGGAAUCUAUGUCAUCCACCACAAGUUCUGACAGUGCACGUUCAUCUCCCUGUCCAAUAAGUGUCUCAUCUGAUCAUUCCAGUUCGUCAUCCCACUCUUACGGGGAAAAUUGUGUUCAACAAAAUGUGCUAAUCUCAAAACUGCAACAAAACAGUAUCCACUCACGCUCUAGUUCUCGAGACUCUGUAGAUAGUGUGAUAGAAAAUAAAAACUACCGCAAGGAAAACAGGACUAUUGUUAAACCCGAAAAACCUUGUAGUGAAUCAACUUCCAAUUCUAGUCUUAAUUCUAAUGAAAGGACUUCUUAUAAUCAGUAUGAGAGUGAUCCGACUGCAGAUAUGUAUGCAACGCUACCCCGCAAGGGGACACGGCGGAGUCAGAAGGGUUCUGUUUCAUCCAAUUCAGAAUCAGAGGUAUACAAAGACUUUCUAAACAAGCAAAGGUCCGUGAAUGGUAACGGAAAUCCUAAUGGGAGGACAGCUUCCUCUGGAUCCAUAACACCGACACCUAAUGAUAGCUGUUUUGAUACGGACUCCAGUCUCACAGACGGAAACGACCUCCAUUACAAGAUGCAAGUUCCCUCUCAGCAGCAAGUCAAGGCAAACCGAGCAGAAAUAAGGCAGCUUCCUCAUAACAACAAUGGUUCUGGUUCCUACAACCCCCAGGGGUAUUACCCCUCAGGAUACACAUCAUCACGGCAUCAGGACUCUCAGCAAUCAUACCCUCACCCCCAGUCAGCUCAUCCUACACAGCAUCAGCAUGAGGUUUGUAAAACAAGUGCACCCUCUCAGCAAAUAACAUCAGCUAACCCUGUGCUGCCACCAAAGCCAGGAAAAGCCACCAAUCUGGUCACCCAGUCUGCCAAGUCUACAUCAGACCUAGGCUCACGGGAGGCCAGUCCUCGCCCUGUCGAAGGGAUGAUGAAAUGGGUGAGAUCAACAUCACAUUCAACUCCACGGUCAGUAAAGAAUAAGUCCAAACAAAAUAGUGUAGCUCGUCAAUCGAGCUUCACAGGCAACACCCAGCAACAGUCUGGACAAGGGCGCUCCCACCAGUCAACAGUCUCCAUGGCCAACCCACAGUGCAACCUUCAGCCUCAGCAGCGUCUAGUGGACAAUUCCUCUCCACAUUGUAACCUCACAGACUGCUCUAACACUGAGGCACAAAGCGCUGGAUUCACCCGUGAACAAGUUCCCUCCACAAUCUCUCACACACCUGACCAUCGGCAGGGAUGUGGAGAACAUUACGGUGAGAACCAGAUUACUUCACGUCAGUCAGCGACGACGACACAGUGUACAAACGCUGACGAGGGCUGCUCAGAACCGGAGGAGUUCCGACCCAGUGUCAGUGUUAGAGACCUAGCUUCCCGGUUUGAAGGCAGCCGAUCUAAUGGAACAUCAUGUUCCAAUUCUAGGGAUCACCAACAGGACAAUGCCCAACUCCCUCCCUCCGGAAAUUUAGGGCGCCAACGUAGUAAAUCUGAAUCAGAUUUUAGGACUUUGGAUGUGAAGCCAAAAUCUGUGUUAUCCCGUAACAAACAGAAAAAUAAAGUCAAUAGAAUGAAGAAGUCUGUGACGUUUAAUGACAAUGUUGCUUUAGUGGACCUGAUGGACAUGUUUGCUCCACCAGAGGGAGCUCCUGGCUAUAAUGACAAUAAUUCGGGCUAUGUGAGUGACCAGGAGGAGCGAUAUGAUACAACCGUUAGGUCGUAUUCAGACAACGAACUGGAUGAUGAUGAUGAUGACAGUGUGGACUCCCCGACAGAAAUUGCUCCGGGAGAAGUUUCGUGUAGUCUUUGUGGCAAACAUGGGGCACAGAAUGGUGGACAAUAUUGUGAAAAAUGCCACCAUUAUCUCGGCCAAUUUCAGCAGAGACGUUGUUAGUACCUGUGUUGGUAGCAUCCUCGUUGUUUUUACCGACGUUUGUUUAUGGGACAAAGAGACUGCUUGUUGUUGUUUUUGUUGUUUUUGGAGGACUUUUCCUCAGCUAUCCACUGCCAUUUUCUAGUGCUGCUAUAUGAUGACAUAUUGUCAAGAACAAUAACUGUCUCAAAGACCAGUAGGGACUUCUACAGCCAAAAGGCGACUAAUAAAGGUACAUAACCAUAUGUACAAUGUUAUACGUAUUAGUAAACAAUCAGUUUCCUUAAAGGAAAAUUUUAUAUAUAUAUAAGGAAAUAUCUGUCAUUUGGAGAAACAAUUGAGAAGAUUACAGAUUGAGCUAGUCACAUUGUUAGUUGUUACUGGUUUUGUUAACUAUAUAUAAUAAUCAGUAUGAAUACACUUGUUUUUGUUGAUAUGUGUUUUUAAUUCUACAACGUAAAGAAUUAUCCCAUUCUUUCCAAAAAGGUUUUAUUUUUUUUUGUUAAAUUUGAAAACAUUUGGUAAUUCCUGUAUGGUAUAACCAUGUAUUUUGUAUCAUUGUCAAAUUUAGAUUUUUUUAAUUUGAUCAUAAUGAUAAGAGGAGAAUUUUCAAACACUGUUGAGCAAUAACAAGGUACCCAUUAGUCCCCUACCACCACGGUCAAAGUGCUGUGUACAUACUGAUGUAGUGUUGAUAUUAGACUGAUAUUGUACAUCGACUGUGAUACCAUAUGUUCCUGUAUAAAUAAUUAAAAACAUAUAAUGAAACAGGGUUUUAUUGAAUAUAAGUUUUAACUUUUAUGGUCAAACUUAAAACAUACCAUACAAUGAAAUUAUACAACUGUUAUCAUAAUAAAAAAAAAUAUUUAUAAUCAAAAUAAAUUUUUAAAAAUCAACAUUCCAAGAUGUUGUUAUAAAGUUUUAAAAGCUGCAUUUUAAUGAUUGAAUAACAUUUUUAUAUGUUUCUUGUUAAAAAUAUUGCAUUUUCAACGAGAUUGAAAUAUGUUUUACAAAUAUAGGAAAAUAAAUACUGCCAUUUCAAUGUAUAUAAUGUAUGUUUAAUUGUAAAUACAUGUCAAGUUAAGAUGUACAGCUAAGAUUGAUCUCAAUGUUAUAGGUAUGGCUACCAUACCUAUUAAUAACGUGUGAAUAAACGUGUUUUUAUAAUUCAUCAUUUCUGAUAAAGCAUUAUCACUAUAUGUAUGUAUGUUCUGUCCAUUAUUCAUGUGAAGUAUAACUUCAUCCAUCCAUUCAAAUACAUAUCAUAUUUUAUAAAUACAAUGAAAAAUAAAAAUAUAAA